This is a messenger RNA of Pieris macdunnoughi, 1686 nucleotides long. The record is from the annotation of a GenBank genome assembly. Lineage: Eukaryota; Metazoa; Arthropoda; Insecta; Lepidoptera; Pieridae.
AUGGGCGAGGGCCUGCUGACUCUGACGUACGGCAAGCACCACGCCUGCAUCCUAAACGAGGUGGGGGCGGCGUGGAGAGGCGCCAGGUACUCCGACCUGGUGCUGGUUUGCGACGACGCUGUGCCAUUGGCUGCCCACCGCAUCGUCAUGGCAGCUGCUAGCCCACUAAUCAGAAAAAUCUUGGAUGAUACGCCAUCUGUUGAAAAUCCAGUAACCAUCCACAUGUCUGGUAUAAAUAGCACGCUGAUGAGACAUCUUCUUGUUUUCCUAUACAGCGGUCAAGCAUACAUUGAGUCUGGAGAAAUCGAUGAUAUGCAAGAACUAUUUGAGCUCCUAGAAAUUAAAUCAGAUGUCUGGAAAUCUACAAAAGAACGACAACAAGCAGAAGAACGGAACAGAUCAUGUGAUAGAUUAAAAGCUAAAAGGACCGAUAUCAACAGCAACGAAAGUAGUAAGCAUGAUGCGCCUUCAGGAUCUUCACAUUCAGAGAGUGAGAGAGUUACACCGGGUGCAGGUUACAGCAGAGAUAAGGACAGAGGUGAAUCGGAAUCAUUAAGUAUAAAAAAAGAAAAUAUGUCUACGAGCAGUAAUGAUGAAAGGGAUGAAGAUGAUGCAGAUGGAGAUGGAAAGGAGUGUGGUCGGCUGUCAUCACGCCGACGGAGUUCAUCUAAUCCCGUCAAUUUAUCCGUUGCAAGAAACUCUGAAAACGCCGGCAGUGAACACGAUGAGCAAGACUUGGAUGUUGAAACAGUUGCGGCUAAGAAUAUCGAGCGCAGACGAUCUACAACCUCAAGUCAAGAAGAUCCGCCACCAGAACCAACAUAUCGAAGACAACUACUAAGCGACAGAUUAGGGAGAGGCAGUGAACGAACAAAAAGAAAAUCUCAUUAUUUAGAGCCACCAGAAAUGGAUUUACGUACCGUGAAAUUGGAAGAUUACGCCCACCUUAAGCCUCCCGAUCAAGAUAUAAUGUCACUUGUCCAGACAUCUCCAGAAAAUUACGUUGUUACACCACAUCGAAAACGUCGACCCGGUUUCCAUAACUCACCAUCUCAAAACCCCCCAUUUGUUUCCUUCCCGCCAAGUUAUUUGGAAGAAAUGGCACAUUUACGGUAUGCACAAGGACCCGUAGCUGCUGGAGUAGCGAGGCUCGGAGCUUUACACCCUUUGAGUGCGUCAGCACCUCCGUACCUUCCAGAAAGAAGCAUUACACCGCCUGCUGCAGCUCAUGACGAUGCGCUCAGUAAAUACCGACCACCAAGCGCCGGCUCUUGGGGACCUUGGCUUUGCCAGCCCCAGAUGGGCGGAGAUGAAACACCGACAACAGAACAUGAACAGGGUUCAAGUAAACAGGCUCCCGUCAGAGAAUAUAGGUGUGAAUAUUGCGGCAAGCAGUUUGGCAUGUCAUGGAAUCUCAAAACACAUCUCAGAGUACACACUGGAGAAAAACCAUUUGCAUGCCGGCUCUGCGUCGCCAUGUUUAAGCAGAAGGCUCAUCUCUUAAAACAUCUUUGCUCGGUUCAUCGAAACGUGAUAUCAUCCAGCGAAAAUGACGGGAGAACCAAUACGCCAGGAAGAUUUAACUGCUGUUUCUGUCAAUUAACUUUCGAGGCCUUACCUGAACUAAUUCGACAUCUUUCUGGACCGCACAAUAGCCUUCUACUAAGCAAAAAUCUACAUGAAUGA